AUGCCUUCGGUUCCAUUCAAGGUCAAAGCCGUCUUUGACUAUAAGUCGGAUGAGCCGGACGACCUCAAUUUCUCCCUCGGUCAAAUCAUCACCGUGACCGAAGAGGAAGAUGCCGACUGGUAUACUGGCGAAUAUGUUGAUGCUUCUGGAGACAAACUCGAUGGGAUCUUUCCCAGGAACUUUGUCGAGAAAUAUGAGCCUCCUGUCCCCUCUCGACCUGCUCGAGCUCCAAAGCGAGCUCCGCUUCCAGAUCCUGUUGAGGAGACCCCAGAGCCUCCUACAGCGCAGCCUGUUGCUCCCACUCCUCCCGAUCCGGUGGACCACCCGGAAGAACAACACAUAGAUUCCCCUAAAGACAAAGAUGUUGUGGAGCCAGCCAGGCAAGAGCCAUUACCAUCACCUCCCAUUUCUACUAUUGCUGUCUCUGCUUCCAAGCCGCCCACCACUAAACCCGCCGCAUCCAAACCGCCUCCACCUGUCGCAGAGAAACCGACUUCAAGCUCUUUCAAGGAUCGAAUAGCGGCGUUCAAUAAACCUGCUGCGACUCCAGUCACUCCAUUCAAGCCCGGUGGUACCGGACCGGGGGGUACUUUUGUCAAGAAGUCAUUCGUCGCUCCACCACCGAGCAGAAAUGCCUAUAUCCCACCCCCAAGGGAACCACCGCCACCGCAAAAGUUCUACCGCCGUGAAGAAGACCCCACCCUCCAAGAGUCCGAACCCAGGGACGCACAAACAGAACCACCUGCUCAAGAAGACGCCCCUGUCGAAGACCAACCUAAACCCCAAAGCUUGAAAGAUCGGAUAGCACUUUUACAGAAGCAGCAGCUAGAACAGGCAGCAAGAAGUGCCGAGAAGAGGGACAAGCCCAAGAGACCUCCUAAGAAACGGGUUGAAUCUACAGAAGAGGUUGAGCAGACUGGGUUGGCAGACCCAGCUCUCGCUAAGGUGGAAACCAACGAAACCGUAGGUCGCCCGUCAGGCGACCUCGCUGAGGAGGCAACUCAUCCUUCUACCAACAUUGCUACUGUCACACCGCAGCCCCAGCCUUCGAGGGAACUAGUUAGUGAUACCAAUGAUGCUGAUGAUUCAGGCGCUGGGGACGAGGAGGACGCACAGGAAGUCUCUACCGAAGAGGAACGGCCCAAGGCCAGAUCCUCAGAGAAAUCAUUUUCAGAUCCACCCAAGCAGAAACCCAAUACUGUCGAAGAUGGCGAAGAUGGCGAAGAUGGAGAAGAUGACGAAGAGCAAGAGGAGGAAGAGGAAGAAGAUCCUGAGAUUAGACGGAGAAGGGAGCUGAGGGAACGGAUGGCCAAGAUGAGCGGAGGCAUGGGUAUGAUGGGUAUGUUUGGCCCUCCUGGAGGACUAGGUGCCCCAGCGCCCGCCCGAAAGCCAAAAGCUUCAGCCGAGUCUAGUCGGCAAACAUCGGAAUACCAUCAGCAGGAGGAGUCUCAAGAAAGAGCCACUCCACUUCGCGUAGCGCUUCCUGGAAUGUCCAAUAUGGUGCCCAAACGGGAGGAGGAAGCCUCUGUGAAUGAUGGCAGUGACGAGGAUGAAACCGCAAGGCCUACUCCUCGCGAGCCUUUUUCACAUGGCGAGGCUGAGGAUUAUGUCUCCAAGCCCUUGCAGCGACGUUCAACUGAUCGUCCUGCUCCCCCAACUCCACAGGAGCGUCCGUUUCCGCCAGCACCACCACGCGAAGCGAGAGCGGUUCCUCCACCACCCCCAGCAGGUCCAAGACCAAUCCCACCCACACCACAAUCUCCAACCUCGGGUAUGGUAUCCCAUCCAUUGUACGGCUCUUCAUUGACACUCCGUCCAGGCCGAACCGCCCCACCAAUCCCAUUGAGCCCAACCAGCCCUGACCAGACUGGUCAUGACGAAGCAACCGAUGAGGAGCGCAACUUGAACUCAUCAAAUAUCACCAGAUCUCCUCUGACCGAUACUACAGCUAGCCCAAAUUUUAACGCACCACCGCCUCCUCUCCGUAGAGAAGAGCCUCCCAGAUUGGAUACAACCGAGACCGGAAUCUCUCCAACCAACGAAAAAAGAGUUAGUCGUGUUCCACCUCCGAUUCCCAUGAGUCCGACUUCCCCCCAAGCUCGGGCCCCUCCUCCACCUCCACCUGGCCAACCUCCAGUUAGACGAUCAACUAGCGACUCCAGAGGUAUUCCAGUAAAGCCUCCCGCGGAUGAGGAUGAUGAUGAGGAGGAGGAAGAAGUGACCGAGUAUGAUGGAGACUAUGAUACCGACAUUGCUUCCAGUGCAAAACACAAGGAUGCCUUGAAAGCCCACAACCGUGACUCCAGCCUCGACGACGGUGUGCUGACGGACGAUGCCAUAAAAUCACCGAAAAGCCCACCACGCGGAGCGCCUCCUCUACCACCUGUCCCAUCAGUGGCCGUACCUCGCGAUACACCGCCACCUCUACCACCAGCAGCAGCCCCGAAGUCGAGGAAGUCUAUGGAUGCUCCCCGUGGCGCUCCUCCCCCCGUGCCUCCCCCCAAGGUCGCCAAUGAUGACGAUGAAGACUAUGAUCCUUAUCGAUAUGGUGUACAACCUCAGGGUGCCCCAACUUAUCCGCCUAGGGGCCAGUACUCACAACUCUUGCAGUCCCCCAGGGAAGAAGUAGAAGAGGAUGACUUGUAUGGUGGCAGUCAGCCACCUUCCUCUAUCCCUCCACCCCCUCCGCCAUCUGACAGACCUGCUCCCCCUCCACUUCCCCCACAGGCCGAUUAUCAACCUCCCCCGUCAUCAUUCGCACCACCUCCUCCACCACCACCCGGCCCCCAGCCAGAACAAAAUCUUGAUGUCAAACGAUCCGGUACGGUUUCUCGCCGCUCUAUGGAGCAUUCACGCACUAGUGGGGAACAGGGCUUUAUUGCGCGCGAUAUUGAUGUCGGGAAGAAUUCACUUUGGUGGACUCAGGAAGCGCUUCCUCCGCCAGCACUACAGGGCCGUCAGGAUGUAUUAUAUGAGAUAGAGACUUCGUCAUCAGCGAACCGGAGUGGCCGAACGACUGUCUCUAAGGAUGUGUUUGUGCUGUACAUGGACUAUUCCUCAACUACCGUCAAUGCCAGUUUUGACAGUGCCGACCCUUCACACGCUACCUUUGAGCAGAACCACGAACGCCCCCCGCCUGCACCUAGGCGUGAUCAACUUGAAAGCGCGUCAGGACAGUUCGGCGUGCAAAUAAGCAGAGCCGCAAAUAGUCUGGCAGGAUCCGCUGUAGGUGAUGGCUCAGGACAAGCCCUUGUUCUUGAAGUCUUGAAGCCUCAUGGCACCGCCCUACGUCCAAUUGGCAACAGAGCUUAUGGUGCUUUAGUUUAUGCUAAUCUAGGCAAUGCAUCGACACAGCAAUUUGAUGAAAUUCGACCUGGUGAUAUCGUUACUUUUCGCAAUGCCAAGUUCGCCGGUCACAAGGGAGGGCUUCAUGCGAAGUAUAGCAUGGAUGUUGGAAAGCCUGAUCAUGCGGCGGUAGUGAUUGAUUGGGAUGGUACAAAGAAGAAAAUCCGUGCUUGGGAACAAGGUCGUGAGGAGAAGGGAAAGAAGCCAAAGGUGAGGGAGGAGAGUUACAAGGUUGGCGAUCUCAAGAGUGGUGAAGUGAUGGUGUGGAGAGUGAUGCCGAGAAGUUGGGUUGGGUGGGAUAAGAGUGGUUGA
Messenger RNA from Exophiala aquamarina CBS 119918, 3657 nucleotides. RefSeq lists its product as uncharacterized. Lineage: Eukaryota; Fungi; Ascomycota; Eurotiomycetes; Chaetothyriales; Herpotrichiellaceae. Gene Ontology annotation, molecular function: protein binding. Bases 1 to 3657 code for a protein of 1218 amino acids. The record is from RefSeq and is a predicted model, not a curated record. The transcript is spliced from 2 exons.